Molecule: messenger RNA, 2779 nt
Organism: Bacillus rossius redtenbacheri
Lineage: Eukaryota; Metazoa; Arthropoda; Insecta; Phasmatodea; Bacillidae
Gene: Faa
Product: fumarylacetoacetase
Exons: 9
Coding region: 419-1678 (419 amino acids)
Biological process (GO): homogentisate catabolic process; L-phenylalanine catabolic process; L-tyrosine catabolic process
Molecular function (GO): fumarylacetoacetase activity
Source: RefSeq, a predicted model, not a curated record
AUCGCACACGCGCGCGCGCGUCUAGAAUGAGAGAAUAGUACCUUAGUUUAGUUAGUAUAUUAAUUUACCUUAUCGCGUUUUGCUCAGAAAAAUGUACCUGCUGUUUACAUGUUACGUUAUAAAACAGGAUUUUUAAUUUUAAUUUAAUACAAAGUAAAGAGGAACCGAAAUGUGCACUGUUUUUGAAUUUGGCCAGGAACGACAUUAGGCUAACCCGCUACUGUAUAUGCAAUGUUUUUGUUUAACCUUGAAAAAAUGUCGAUUGUUUGUUUACCGGCCUGUUGACAUCCAUGCGGUGGUAAAAUAUGGACUUGUUUUACAAUUCAAAUAAACUGGUUUCAGGUCAAACCUUGGAUUUCAGGGUGGAAGCAGGUUGAUUAUGUAAUUACUUUUUGAAAAGUAAGAGUAGCCGGGAAACAUGAAGUCUUUCAUUAAUUAUCCUGAUAAUUCUGAUUUUCCUCUAGAAAAUUUACCGUAUGGAGUGUUUACAACUUCCAAACAUGCUGUCCCUCGUAUUGGUGUCGCCAUAGGCAACCAGAUCCUGGACCUCAGCGAGGUCAGCCACCUGUUCAUAGGUCCAGAGCUCAAACCACACCAGCAUGUCUUCAGAGAGGCAACCCUGAACAGCUUCAUGUCCCUGGGGCGCGCCGCGUGGAUAGAGGCACGCAGCACGCUGCAGGCACUUCUGUCUGCUGAUGACUGCACGUUGCAGCAGGAUGCCCCAUUGAGGGCCAGGGCCUUUGUUGCUCAGUCGGAGGCCAAAAUGCACGUCCCAGCUCACAUCGGAGACUACACAGACUUCUACUCCUCCAUCCACCACGCUACCAAUGUGGGCACCAUGUUCAGAGGACCAAAAGAUGCGCUGAUGCCCAACUGGAAGCACAUCCCGGUGGGCUACCACGGCCGUGCAUCCUCCGUGGUGGUGUCCGGUACACCCAUACGUCGCCCCAACGGCCAGACAUGCCCGGUGGAGGGGGCGGACCCCGUGUUUGGGCCCUGCCGCCUCAUGGACUUUGAGCUGGAGGUGGCGUUCUUCGUGGGGGGGCCGCCGACCUCGCUGGGGCAACCGGUGCCAAUCUCGCAGGCACAGGACCACAUCUUUGGCAUGGUCCUCAUGAACGACUGGAGCGCCAGGGACAUACAGAAGUGGGAGUACGUGCCGCUUGGUCCGUUCCUCAGCAAGAGCCUGGGCACGACUAUCUCUCCAUGGGUAGUGUCCAUGGAGGCCCUUCUGCCCUUCGCCGUCGACAACAUGGAGCAGGACCCCCGCCCCUUUCCCUACCUGCGGCACGACGACAAGUUCAACUUCAACAUCAACCUCACCGUCGACAUCAAGUCGGAGGACUCGGUGCAGACGACGGUGUCCCGCUCCAACUACAGGUACAUGUACUGGACGCCCAAGCAGCAGCUCGCUCACCACACGGUCACCGGCUGCAACCUCAACCCUGGGGACCUCAUGGCCUCCGGCACCAUCAGCGGCCCGGCAUCCGACUCGUUUGGCUCAAUGCUGGAGCUAAGCUGGAAGGGCACGCGACCUGUACAUCUCCUGGACGGUAGCUCCCGCAAGUUCCUGCAGGACGGUGAUGAGGUCAUCAUCAGAGGCUACUGUGAAGGAGAUGGUUUCCGUGUGGGGUUCGGCACUUGCUCCGGCAAGCUACUCCCUGCCAUAUCCAUGUGAAGACACGUCAAGUGCACUUAUCGGCGGCUUACAUCUCGACUCACUCUCCUCUUCAUGGUCUAAUUUCAUUCCUUCUUCCAUUGCACGUACGUGCACAUUUCAUUCCUUCUUCCAUUGCACGUACGUGCACAUUUACAUGUUUGCAGGAGAAUGUUUUCUGUACACUGCAUCGCAGGAUGCCAGUACCUACUCUAAGUGGCAUUUUGAAACUGGUAACUACAGAGUGGCUUAUUUUAUUCUGUGCCGAAACCAGUGGCCUAUCCUCUGUAUGAUUGCAGUAAGUGGUGAGUACACUUUUCUGCAGAUGAGCUUUAAAACAGUUUAUUGUCAUGUGGCGUAGGGAACUCACUAUUAGCCUGCACGACAAUGGCACAAGUGCUCUGAAAGUGAUGUGGAUCGGCCUCUUGCCAACGUCACGAUGCCUGUUGCUGCACACACUGGAGUGUGGCACUCAGACGUUUGAAAUUUGUCUUUGUGCCAAUUUGGACAGUAUCUUCUCAACGCAAAUGAAGUGCCAUCAGUAAUACUAUCCAAAAUAUAUCACUGGUCUUGUUAUGUUACUACAUUAAUUUUUUGUGUAAUUUAGUGUCCUGUCCUAUGUAUGUUUCUUUCUAUCACCUAUAAUUCUCAUUAUUUAGUACUGGUUCGUUGAUAGCAUUUUGACACUCUAGGAUAACUGUUGCAGAAUGACAGAUACAAAAAAAUUUUAAUGGAACUUGUUGAUCAUUCUCCAGCAGGUUGCACUGUAAAUACAUGACAUACAAUUCAAGAGGUUCGUUCUGCAUUGUUUUUUAUGGCAGUUUCCAUGUGAUGUUUUACUAAAGUUUUAAUAAUGUUAUUUUUUUUAUGUUUUUAAUUGCUAAGACAUACUUAUGUACAAAUUUAAACAAAAAGUAAUCUGGAUGAUUAUAUUAUUUUUGACCAUAAGUUUUUAUUAUUAUUUUUUAUUAUAAUUAUUAAUGGAGCUAUAAUAUGUUGCUCAAAAUUUUUAUGCAUUUUUGUACUAUGUAGGUAUAUUUCUUUUUCAUGGAUACGUAAUAUACAUAUAUUGUAUAUGGUAAUGGCUUGUAUAUGUGGAAAUAUAAUUUUUAUCAAAUAGCA